Conger conger (European conger) is the source of this 1898-nucleotide messenger RNA. It is a transcript of the gene ahcy, whose product is annotated as adenosylhomocysteinase. The transcript is spliced from 10 exons. NCBI's taxonomy places the organism in Eukaryota, Metazoa, Chordata, Actinopteri, Anguilliformes, Congridae. Gene Ontology annotation, cellular component: cytosol. Bases 130 to 1431 code for a protein of 433 amino acids. Gene Ontology annotation, biological process: L-methionine cycle. The record is from RefSeq and is a predicted model, not a curated record. Gene Ontology annotation, molecular function: adenosylhomocysteinase activity.
GAAAGCUAAUGAAUAUGUUAACAUAUCAGUAGUACAUAUAAUCAAGUCCACAUUACGAUCCUUCCCUUCCCUGUCAGUAUCCAGCGGUGAACAGGAUUCAUUCUGCUUUGAAACUACAGAAAAUACACCAUGUCGGAGAAACUACCUUUCAAAGUCGCUGACAUCAGCCUGGCAGACUGGGGGCGGAAGGCCAUCCACAUCGCGGAGAACGAGAUGCCCGGGCUGAUGAAGAUGAGGGAGAAGUACGGCCCCACCCAGCCACUGAAGGGCGCGCGCAUCGCCGGCUGCCUCCACAUGACGCUGCAGACGGCCGUGCUGAUCGAGACGCUGCACGCGCUGGGGGCCGAGGUCCAGUGGUCCAGCUGUAACAUUUUCUCCACUCAAGACCACGCUGCUGCUGCUAUUGCCAAGGCUGGCUUUCCAGUGUACGCGUGGAAAGGAGAAACUGAUGAGGAGUACAUCUGGUGCAUUGAGCAGACCAUCUACUUCAAAGAUGGCCAACCCCUCAACAUGAUCCUGGAUGAUGGCGGUGAUCUCACCAACCUGGUUCACCAGAAAUACCCUAAGCUGCUUUCCGGAAUCCGAGGGCUGUCAGAGGAGACGACCACCGGGGUGCACAACCUGUACAAGAUGCUGAAGAGCGGAGCGCUCAAGGUUCCCGCCAUCAACGUCAACGACUCUGUCACCAAGAGUAAGUUCGAUAACCUCUACGGCUGCCGGGAGUCCCUGAUUGAUGGGAUCAAGCGCGCCACGGACGUGAUGAUCGCUGGGAAGGUGGCGGUCGUCGCGGGUUACGGAGACGUGGGGAAGGGGUGUGUGCAGGCCCUGCGCGGGUUCGGUGCCCGCGUCAUUGUCACUGAGAUCGACCCGAUCAACGCCCUGCAGGCUGCCAUGGAAGGCUAUGAGGUCACCACCAUGGACGAGGCUUGUAAAGAAGGGAACAUCUUUGUGACGACUACUGGCUGUGAGGACAUCCUUUUGGGCAGGCACUUUGAGAACAUGAAAGACGAUGCCAUCGUUUGCAACAUUGGCCAUUUCGACUGCGAGAUCGACGUGAAGUGGCUUAAUGAGAACGCAGCAGAGAAGAUCAACAUCAAACCUCAGGUGGACCGCUACCGCCUGAAGAGCGGACGCCACGUGAUCCUCCUGGCGGAGGGCCGUCUGGUGAACCUGGGCUGCGCCAUGGGCCACCCCAGCUUCGUCAUGAGCAACUCCUUCACCAACCAGGUCCUGGCCCAGAUCGAGCUGUGGACCAACACCAGCAAGUACCCACUGGGGGUCUACUUCCUGCCUAAGAAACUGGAUGAGGAGGUUGCUGCAGCUCAUCUGGGAAAGCUGGGCGUGAAGCUGACCAAGCUCACCGACAAACAGGCCAAAUACCUGGGCAUCCCCCAAGCCGGUCCCUUCAAGCCCGAGCAUUACCGCUACUAACCACCGGGAGGGCAGGAGCCGACCGGCCUCCCCCUCUGGACAGGGGCAGGGGGUCCCGUGGGCAGGGAGAGGGCGUAUCCCUUUACCUCCAAAGCCUAGGCCCUCUACGUAUGUACACCUCAAACAAGGCUGCUCGCGUGCGCUCACAUCGCUGCUCGCGCCCCCUGGUCUGUUCCAGGCUUAGUGUCACCCUUUCGUCCGUUUAUCAUGUUUGCUAUCGAUGUCCCAGUAGCUCUUUCCCCCCCCGUCCUCACCCCCAGUACAGACACUGCCCACCUGUUCUGUAGAACUGCCGGAAGCACUUAAUCAGGCCUGGCCGUCCUCCUCUGGAAACCCCUCUGGCGCCCCCUGUCAGCACCUGGUCGUCACUGCGGCGCUUGGCCUCUCCAGACAAUGAAGUUCAGUAGAGGAGUCCCUCUUCAUGAUGAAGGAUGUGCUUUUCUCAAAUAAAGGGCAGAUUAAACGAA